GGGAAGAAUAGUAUUUCUUCUCGUCAGUGGACAACCAAUUCUAACGAGUGCUCCCACACUGGACUAAGUGCGACCCCACGGCGAGAAUACCGUAGCGCCUUCGACCUGCUCAUUCUACACUGAGGUCACUAUAAAACCGGGACGGGACCAUCCAAAAUCCAAACUUGCAAAGCGAAGGAAGCCACAAUGGCCUUGACAGCCAUCACUGCUGUGCCUGGCCUCUUGUUCAUAAUUCUCAGCAUCCUCUCGUCGAACAAGGCUGCAGGCAUCGAUGACGAGCGUCAGGUACUUCCACUGGCAUCCUUUUGCAUAUAUUUACGACUUGUUCUUUUUUUGCAGAUCUAUAUCGUCUAUCUCGGUGGAAAAGGCAGUCGCCAGAGUUUGGAGCUGGUCCAAAGACACAGCAAGAUUCUCGCAUCUGUCACAAGCAGAGAAGUAGAGUCCCCUGAGAUCGUGUACAGCUACAAGCAUGGAUUUGAUGGAUUUGCUGCUAGGAUGACCGCUAAGCAGGCAAAAGCCGUAGCAGGCAAGCCAUCGCAAAAAGCUCUUCUCCCGGAUGAUUCAAUUCUCUUGGCUCUGGUCAUAAUUACAGGACUGCCGGACGUGGUCAGUGUGUUCCCGAGCAAAACUCUGCAGCUGCAUACAACACGGUCCUGGAAAUUCCUGGAAACUUUUUCGACGGGGCUCUUGUACUCAAGAGGCAAAGUUGGAGAGGGGGCCGAUGUCAUUGUUGGCGUGCUGGACACAGGUAUAUGGCCAGAGUCUGCAAGUUUCAGCGACGAUGGAAUGUCAUCUCCUCCCAGCCGAUGGAAAGGAUUCUGCAAUAACACCGGUGUGAAUUCCACGCAGGCCGUGAAUUGCAACAACAAGAUCAUCGGAGCUCGCUUCUACAACGCCGAGAGCGCCAGAGAUGACGAAGGCCACGGAUCACACACCGCAUCCACCGCGGGUGGCAGCGUCGUCUCCAACGCGAGCAUGGAGGGUGUUGCCAGUGGAACAGCCAGGGGUGGACUCCCAUCCGCCAGGCUCGCAGUGUAUAAAGUGUGUGGGAGCGUCGGCUGCUUCGUGUCAGACAUCCUCAAGGCCUUUGAUGACGCUAUGAACGACGGGGUGGAUCUCCUAUCACUUUCGCUUGGUGGCUCGCCGGAGAGCUACGACGAGGAUGGCAUCGCGAUUGGAGCCUUCCAUGCCAUCCAGCACAACAUCACUGUCGUUUGCUCUGCUGGGAAUUCUGGUCCCGACGAAUCGUCCGUCUCCAACGCGGCCCCUUGGAUUGUCACGGUCGGAGCAAGCACCAUUGACAGGUCCAUUUCGUCCGACAUCUAUCUCGGAGAUGGAAAAACUCUUCGGGGAACGGCCUUGAGCUUUCAAGCUCAGAAGAAACCACCUUACAGCCUCGUCCUUGGCUCUUCAAUUCCUGCUAACAAAUCUAUCCGGGCCUCAGAAGCCAGCACCUGUGAUCCAGCCAGUCUAAAUGCCAAGCAAGUCAAGAACAAGAUCGUCGUCUGCCAGUUCGACCCCAACUACGCUUCCAGGAGAACAAUUGUGACAUGGUUGCAGCAGAACAAGGCCGCUGGCGCCAUUCUCAUCAACGACUUCUACGCAGAUCUCGCUAGCUACUUCCCCUUGCCUACGACCAUCGUGAAAAAAGCCGUGGGAGACCAGCUGCUAUCCUACAUGAACAGCACCACCACGCCAGUCGCUACACUAACACCGACGGUGGCAGAAACUAACAAUCCAGCUCCAGUAGUUGCCGGAUUCUCUUCGAGAGGUCCAAACUCCAUCAGCCAGGAUAUAAUCAAGCCCGAUGUUACUGCUCCAGGAGUGAACAUCCUUGCGGCCUGGUCGGAUAUCGCUCCAGCAUAUUAUGAGAACUACGACACGGCCAAGCCCGUGUAUGUCAAGUAUAACAUCAUCUCUGGAACCUCCAUGUCGUGUCCUCACGUCACGGGAGCAUUGGCCAUGCUCAAGUCUGCUUAUCCCUCUUGGAGUCCUGCGGCUCUAAGAUCGGCGAUCAUGACCACAGCGACAACUCAAGACGACGAGAAAGAAGGCAUACUCGACUAUGAUGGAAGCCUGAGCAAUCCAUUUGGUUAUGGCGCCGGCCAGAUCGAUCCCUCGAGAUCUCUAAGUCCAGGACUGGUCUACGACACAACACCCUCCGACUACGUCGCUUACCUCUGUGCCACUGGCUACAGUGAGAGCAAAGUCAGGAUGAUCACAGGAAGCAAGAACACGACUUGCUCCAAGAAGAAUUCCAACCUCAACUAUCCUUCCAUCGCCUUCCCGAGCUUGAGCGGCACGCAGACCACCACCAGGUACCUGACGAGCGUGGAUUCUUCGUCCUCCUCCUCGACUUACAAAGUAACAGUCAAGACACCAUCGACGCUAAGCGUGAAAGUGGAGCCAACCACGCUCACAUUCUCCCCAGGAGCAACGCUCUCCUUCACAGUCACUGUUUCGAGCAGCUCCAACGGUAAAAGCUGGCAGUUUGGAUCCAUAGCUUGGACGGAUGGGCGGCAUACGGUGUCCAGCCCCGUUGCUGUGAAGACCAAGGCUUGAUCAUUCUUAUCGAGCUCGAACAAAGUAGACAAAAGAAGAAGGUAAAGGUAGACAAAAUGGAACCGUGGUCUCGAGACAAAUGUGACAGCCAAUGCAAGCUUUGCAAGCCGCCAAAUGUUUGCUCGUGAUCUUCCUUGCCAGUGUCGUCCAGUUAAUUGUCUUCACGUCGACUAUAAAAAAGAAGCUCUCACUCCA
Selaginella moellendorffii is the source of this 2757-nucleotide messenger RNA. RefSeq names its product subtilisin-like protease SBT4.12. The record is from RefSeq and is a predicted model, not a curated record. NCBI's taxonomy places the organism in Eukaryota, Viridiplantae, Streptophyta, Lycopodiopsida, Selaginellales, Selaginellaceae. The transcript has 8 exons. Gene Ontology annotation, molecular function: serine-type endopeptidase activity. Gene Ontology annotation, biological process: proteolysis. The coding region runs from base 187 to 2562 and encodes 791 amino acids.